Telopea speciosissima is the source of this 513-nucleotide messenger RNA. RefSeq lists its product as uncharacterized. Lineage: Eukaryota; Viridiplantae; Streptophyta; Magnoliopsida; Proteales; Proteaceae. The transcript has 2 exons. The record is from RefSeq and is a predicted model, not a curated record. The coding region runs from base 1 to 513 and encodes 170 amino acids.
AUGCAAUUCAGUAAGAAGGGCAAGCUGAGUCCGAGGUUCAUUGGACCUUAUAAGAUUCUUGUAAGAAUUGGGCCAGUAGUGUACCGGUUGGCAUUUCCUCCAUCCUUGGAGGGUAUGCAUGAUGUAUUUCGUGUGUCCAUAUUGUGGAAGUACGUUCACAACCUGAGCCUUGUUCUGUCACAAGAACCACUAGAACUCGCAGCAAAUAUGUCUUACAAGGAGCAGCCCAAGAAGAUUAUGGAUAGCAAGAUUGUCCACCUUCGCAAUCGACCUAUCUACUAUGUGAAGGUGAAGUGGUGUAACCAUACCGAAGAAGAAGCAUCUUGGGAGGCUGAAGUGGAAAUGUGGGUGAAGUACCCCUCUCUCUUUGACUUACGAGAUGGAGCAGAGGUCUAUGCCGGUGAAUUGUUCUUCUUGGUUAUCAAGCCGACUGAUAAGAUCAUUGAUCAGUUUAUGGGGUUGACUGUCGAGGGUGGAUUCCUCAACCGAGAGGGGAAAAUUCAUCAACGAUGA